AUGAAGAGCAUGCGAGGGUUACUGCACACAACCAGUGUCGAAACUUCAAAUGAACAAAAGACUACAUUCGCUACCACUUCUGUUGCUGGACAUAAAAGAAGUCUAUCAACAGUUGGAGAAGAACACCACUUCAGGGCUUCUAGCUCUCGAGCGACUAUUCAGUUUCAGCGAGCCGUCAGUCUCCCCUCUGCCCCUCCUCGAAUUUCUGUGAGUCGCAUUGUUCGUCUGGAUGAGCGAGUCGGGCCGUCUGAGUAUUCUCAACGGAGGGCUAUUGCUGCGACUCCGACGUCGUCUUGUGAUCCUGAACUCGAAUUAAGCCAUUCUAUAUAUGGUCUCCCUCAACAGCUGGUUGAUAAUUUUUCUUCACUUGGCAUAAACCAAAUAUACCCAUGGCAAAAAGCUUGCCUCAAAGGCCCUGGGCUUCUGACAGGAGAAAAGAACCUUGUAUAUUGUGCACCAACUGGCGGUGGCAAAUCUCUUGUGGCUGACGUGCUCAUGCUCAAAAGAAUUCUGGAAGAAAAGGGAACAAAGGCCCUCCUUGUGUUACCAUAUGUUGCUUUGGUUCAAGAGAAAGUUCGUUGGCUUCGUAGUGUGGUACAAGGCUUACGCCUCGCCUCUGAAACAACGGUUGAUGACGACAAACGCAUCUGGCGUAGACGAGCUGAUGAAAACACAGUCCGUGUCAUUGGUUUUUUUGGGGGUGGAAAAGUUAGAGCAACUUGGGCUGAUUUUGAUAUUGGCGUGUGCACAUUGGAGAAGGCAAACGCACUCGUGAAUACGGCUAUUGAUGACUGUUCGAUCUCCAAGCUCCGCGCGGUUGUGCUUGAUGAGUUACACAUGGUUGAUGAUGAUCAUCGAGGCUAUUUGUUAGAACUCGUGGCGACCAAACUGCUCAGCUUGGAGCAGCGUGUACAAAUCGUGGGCAUGAGUGCCACUCUUCCGAACAUGGACAUGAUGGCUCGAUGGCUCGAAGGGCAUUGUUACGAAACUCGGUAUCGACCGGUUCCUAUUGAGGAACAUCUCGUGUAUGACGGCAACAUUUAUCCCGCAGGUUCUACAAGCAGUCUCAUCAAAAAAGCUGCGCAGCUGAACAAUCGGUCUACACAGACACAGGCACAGAUGAGACCCAUCCGGCGAAUAGAGCCAUCCACCCACAAGGAGCUUCGCGACCCAGUAUUAAAUGCAGUGGUCACACUUGCUCACGAGACCGCCGUUGCUGGUUUCGGUGCCCUCGUCUUUGCCGGGAGUCGUGGCAUGUGCGAGUUUGACGCACGAUGGAUUAGUCGGGCUAUGCCCCAGCCACAUGAGCUCAAGGCUGACGUUGUUGACAGAAGGAUGGACUUGCUGGGAGAGCUUCGCAGUCUUAACACUGGGGUUGAUCCGGCUGGCUUAACGACUGAAGAGAGAGAUCUCAUAGCGGCAGCUUACGAUUCUGGAACACUAUUAGUGUGCGUGGCGACCUGCAGUCUGGCUGCUGGUAUCAACCUGCCAGCAAGACGGGUGAUUUUACACAACUGUCGAAUGGGGCGCGAAUUUGUUGGACCAUCGAUGCUGAGGCAAAUGCGAGGACGAGCUGGAAGACAGGGGAAAGCAUCUAUCGGUGAAACCUAUCUCUGCUGCCGCGAAAAUGACCUCGAGCAAGUUGUAGACCUCAUGAAUGCGGAGCUGCCACCCGUCGCUAGUUGUCUUAACACUGAGAAUCGACGUAUCCAACGUGCAUUGUUAGAAGUCAUAUCCAUACGCUUAGCUAUGAGUCAUGAGUCCAUUGAGGACUACUUCUCGAAGUCUCUGUUGAGUCAUACUCAUAGCGCCAAGUUUGUCAAUGAUUGUAUCACCUCAAGCUUGGAAGAGAUAGAAUCAAUGGGUUUUGUAACCUCCGAUUCCUUGUCCAUGUUCACGGCGACACAACUAGGUAGGGCAAUCGUGGCAUCAGCUAUCGAUCCCGACGAUGGUGUAUUUGUCCAUAGCGAACUCAGUCGGGCGCUCCAAGCCUUUGUCAUGGAUGGUGAGAUGCACGUCUUAUACACUUUCACACCUGUUCAAGAAUUCGGGGUUAUGGUGAACUGGCAGGUCUUUCGGAAUGAAAUGGAGGGUCUAGACGAGAGUGGUUUACGGGUACUGAGGCUUCUGGGCAUCAAACCUACCACAAUACUCAAGCUUGCUCAAGGUGCCACGCUCCGUGAGACGACGCCAGAGGAGAAGCAGGUUGCUCGAGUACACCGACGCUUUUAUCUCGCUCUCCAACUGCGGGAUCUGUGUAACGAGAUCCCUAUACACAUAGUGGCACGCAAAUAUGACGUGCCUCGUGGAAUGGUUCAGAAUCUUUCGCAAACUUGUCAAGGCUUCGCUGCAGGAAUGAUCAAGUUCUGCCAACAGAUGAGCUGGGGAGUAAUGGCCGCAGCUCUUGAACACUUUUCAGACAGGCUCGUGGCUGGUGCGAGAGCUGACCUAUUGGCCUUGGCAAAGAUUCCUUUCAUCAAGAGCCGAACAGCGCGGGUAUUUUGGGAUAACGGUUUUCGUACCGUGGCAACGAUCGCGAAUGCAGAUCCUACAGAGCUACUUCCUAUAUUGAUGCAGGCUCAACCAAACAAGAUCCGUUUAAAGGGUAAAGACAAUGAGAAAUACGAAGAGAAACUUCUUGUCAAGGCCAAAGUCAUAUCAGAUGCUGCAAGCAAGAUUUGGAAACUCCAAAUGCAGGCAGAGAUUGAGGAGGAGUAG
This is a messenger RNA of Fusarium fujikuroi IMI 58289, 2718 nucleotides long. Its product is annotated as related to DNA polymerase theta. The transcript has 12 exons. Bases 1 to 2718 code for a protein of 905 amino acids. Gene Ontology annotation, molecular function: ATP binding; nucleic acid binding. The record is from RefSeq and is a predicted model, not a curated record. NCBI's taxonomy places the organism in Eukaryota, Fungi, Ascomycota, Sordariomycetes, Hypocreales, Nectriaceae.